AUGAACUGCGGUCAACCAGAUACUUCUUCUGAUCAACAACAUCGUGACACCCACCCUCUCUAUAAAUUGAAUAAUUUCUAUUAUGAAUUGACAGGAAAACAACAAGAACAUAUAACAAAUAUUAUAUUAAAUGAUUAUUUACAAGAUACAGAUGUAUCUAAUCUUGAAAAAUUGAAAGCAUUACAUGUUCUUAGUCGUUUAACUCAUACAUAUCAUUAUACACUUCAAUGGAUUGAGAAAAAUCAGAAUGUUUUCUCGUCAAUAACGAUUGAUACUUCUUCGAAUAAUAAUUCUGGUCGUGGUGCAAAUAUUCAAACUAUUAAUUAUUACAUUUUAUCUUUACCAUCUAUGUUUGAUUUAUUUCCACAAGAUUUAUUUAAACAAUUCGAUCUAUUAAAAGAGAAAUUGAAUGCAUCGAAUGCUACGUAUGUUCGGAAUGCUACAUUGAGUAUUUCAAAAAAAGUAACUGAUCAAUAUUUUUUACAACAUUUUAUCAAAUUUAUUCAUAGUGAAUAUUUUUCAAAAUUGGGUAUUACGGCACAAAAAGCAAUGUUACGUUUAUUAAUUGAAUAUCGUUUUAAUUCAACGUUGAUAACAUCAAUUUUAGAACCUUUAUGGAAUAGUCGACCUCAUCCAGAUAUUCGUACUUGUCUUGUAAAGAUUUUACUUGAUUUUAUUCAUGAAUUGAAUGUAAACGAUGAUAAAUCAGUAGUUUGGACAAUUCUUGAACAAGCUGCAUAUGAUGAUUAUCAUCCAGUUGUAUUAGCUCUUUUUGGUGCAAAUGAUAAAGGAAUUCGUCGAUCAUCAAUUGGAUUGAAAGAUUCAUCUACUAAUAUUCUUCAAAUCUUUGUUCAACGAAUUCAAAUGAAAAUUUUAGAUCAUCCAACAUCAUUAACAGCACGUAUAUGGGCUUGGUCUCUACUUGAUAAUAAAUAUUGUAAUAUUAAUAUAGUCAUAGAAAAAGCUCAACAAUUAUGUAUUCAAUUUGAUAAAAAUGCUAAUAAAUUAUGGAAAGAAGCUUUUAAAAAAAUACUAUCAUUUUACAAACUAAAGCAAAUAUCAUCCAAUGAUAUUAGGAAUUUUAUUGAAUCAAUCAUAGACUAUGAGAAAAAAUUAGAUUCAAAUCAAAAUAAUCUUGAUGAUCAAAGUAAUUUAUCAAUUUAUCGUCGUAUUAACGAACUUUUGGAUAUGUUCAUUUCUUCAAUUGGUGAAAUUGACCUACAACAACAACAAUGUUUUCGUUCUUUGGCUCUAUUCAUUCUUAAAUGCGAAAUAACAAGAGCUUCUUUAGUUGGAAAAUUACUAAUGAAAUUGGCUCAAAAUAAAGAAAAUCUCGAAGAAAUAUUAAUUAUUUUUCAACAAUAUUUAUCACCUGUUUAUUUUGAACAUAUACUUCUUCAACUAGCAUCGUAUCUUGGUGAUAAUGAUGGAUCUUGUCCUUUCGUACAACAGUUGAAUAUUGACGAAAAAUUUCAUCUAGCUCAAUGGUUUAUUAAUGAAAAAGGUCAACCAUUGUUCGUCUUUGAUCUGCUAAAAAAUCAAGUAUUCAAUAAAACAAGUGUUGAUAAACAACAAUGCCAAGUUCUUCUUCGGCAAAUGAGACAAAGUCAGAAUUUAUUUUUACGACAACAGGUACUUGAGUAUGCGGUACCUUGGAAACAAGAUGGAACUAUCAAUACUGAUGACCAAUAA
Molecule: messenger RNA, 1692 nt
Organism: Rotaria sp. Silwood2
Lineage: Eukaryota; Metazoa; Rotifera; Eurotatoria; Philodinida; Philodinidae
Source: the annotation of a GenBank genome assembly